CCCAAUCAAAAGGUACGACCACAGCCACAAUCACAACUCCCCCUAAAUCUCUCACAUCUCUUAUCUUUCUCUCUCUUAUAAUACAAGACCCUAGCCCUCUCUCACGCCCCAACCACCACCAUCAACCAAACCUUCCUCUCUCGAUUUCCCUUCAAUCCCCUUCUGGGCUUUGCAAUUCGGCCAAUUGGGUCCCCAAAUCUGCAACCUUUUCCUCUGUCUAACGCGAAACGGAAGAGAAACACCCACAUAGAGAAAGAGAAAAAAAAGGAGAGGAAGAAACAAUUUUAGGGUGUGGGGUUAAAACCCGGGGUUGAAGCAUUGCAGACAUCACGGCUAUUCAAGGAGUUCGCCACUCUCUUUCUCAUGCCCGUUGUGUCCGACGCAAGGGUUGUGUGACGGAGAGCAAUCCUUCGCCGCACGGCGGGCGUGGCGCUCUGCCUUCCGAAGGUGGCAGCCCCUCCGACCUCCUCUUCCUCGCUGGCGGUGGUUCUUCCCAUUAGCAUUCUAAAGUAGUAUUAGCCAUUAACAUUACAUCCUACACCUUCAAAAGUUCUCUCUAUUAGCGGUUUCUGGUUUCUUUUGUUCUUCUUCUUUGGUAGUUGUUAGGUUUGGUGAGGUCUAAGAUGUUGAGCAUUAAGAGGGUUCCCACUUUGGUUUCAAAUUAUCAAAAAGAAGAGACAGGGGAGGCUGCUGCCGGAGGUUGUGGUCGUAACUGCCUCAAAAGUUGUUGCAUUCAAGGUGCGAGACUGCCUUUGUAUGCUUUCAAGAAGGUGGACAAGGUUUGUGGAAAUGAAUUGCCUUUGCUUGGAUGCAAGGAGCAGCACCCUGUGGCCUUUCUGGACUCGCUUGUUCUUGGAGAGUGGGAAGAUCGCAUGCAGAGAGGGCUUUUCCGCUAUGACGUUACAGCCUGUGAAACCAAGGUGAUUCCUGGGGAGUAUGGUUUCAUUGCUCAGCUGAAUGAGGGUCGCCACCUCAAGAAGAGACCAACUGAGUUUCGUGUUGAUAAGGUCCUCCAGCCCUUUGAUGAAAACAAGUUUAACUUCACUAAAGUUGGGCAAGAAGAGGUCCUGUUUCAGCUUGAGGCUAGCAAUGAUGGGGAGGCUCAAUUCUUUCCAAAUGCACCUAUUGAUGUUGAGAAUUCUCCUAGUUUUGUUGCCAUCAAUGUGAGUCCUAUUGAAUAUGGGCAUGUGCUGCUGAUUCCACGGAUUUUUGAGUGUUUACCUCAAAGGAUUGACCAUGCAAGCUUCUUGCUUGCACUUCAAAUGGCAGUUGAAGCAAGGAAUCCAUAUUUUAGGUUGGGUUACAACAGCUUGGGUGCAUUUGCAACCAUUAACCAUCUCCACUUUCAGGCAUAUUACUUGGCUCUUCCUUUUCCAAUUGAGAAGGCCCCUACUAAGAAAAUUGCCAAGUUAAGCGGUGGUGUGAUAAUAUCUAAACUGUUAAACUAUCCAGUCAGAGGCCUUGUCUUUGAGGGCGGUCAUACACUAGAGGAUUUAGCAAAUGCUGUUUCAGAAGCCUGCAUCUGCCUUCAGCACAACAACAUACCUUACAAUGUACUUAUUUCAGAUUGUGGAAGGCAAAUAUUUCUCUUACCACAGUGCUAUGCAGAGAAACAAGCCCUUGGAGAAGUGAGUCCUGAGCUUCUGGAGACCCAAGUGAAUCCUGCUGUGUGGGAAAUUAGUGGGCACAUGGUGCUGAAGAGGAAGAAGGACUAUGAGGAGGCAUCUGAAGCCAAUGCUUGGAGGCUUCUUGCUGAGGUUUCCCUCUCUGAAGAGAGGCUUCUAGAAGUCACUGCUCUUGUUUUUCAAGCCAUUACAUCAUCGGUUGAGAUGAAUGUCAAGCCUCAACGUCUUGAGGAAGUUGAUGCCGUUAGCCCAAACGCACAGCAUGCCAUAGUGGCUGGUUCACAUGAAUGCCUUGUUCUCCAGUAACAAGGCUAUGAACAAAUUCGUAGUGAUUAUGAACUAAAUAUUGCUUGCCAUGUUACGUUUCAGUUCUAAUAUGUGUAGUACCUUAUAUUAUGGUCCAGUUACUGGAGUCUGAAGUAUUUAUGUUUUAAGGACUUGAAUAAUUGUGGUUUGUAUUUUAUUAUAUGGACUCGCUGUACGGUGCUUGAUUGUCCUUCGUGGUCUAUGUAAAAAUACAAUGACUGUUCUUCUGUUAUUCAGUGGUUAGUGUUUCUGUGUUUGUGGUUUGAUUAAUGUGACAUACUUUCAUAUA
Glycine soja is the source of this 2220-nucleotide messenger RNA. Its product is annotated as GDP-L-galactose phosphorylase 1-like. Gene Ontology annotation, molecular function: GDP-D-glucose phosphorylase activity. The transcript is spliced from 7 exons. Gene Ontology annotation, biological process: glucose metabolic process. NCBI's taxonomy places the organism in Eukaryota, Viridiplantae, Streptophyta, Magnoliopsida, Fabales, Fabaceae. Gene Ontology annotation, cellular component: cytoplasm. The record is from RefSeq and is a predicted model, not a curated record. The coding region runs from base 624 to 1931 and encodes 435 amino acids.